Molecule: messenger RNA, 9187 nt
Organism: Monopterus albus (swamp eel)
Lineage: Eukaryota; Metazoa; Chordata; Actinopteri; Synbranchiformes; Synbranchidae
Gene: epg5
Product: ectopic P-granules autophagy protein 5 homolog (C. elegans)
Exons: 45
Coding region: 556-8328 (2590 amino acids)
Biological process (GO): autophagosome maturation
Cellular component (GO): cytoplasm
Source: RefSeq, a predicted model, not a curated record
AACAAAACAAAUGACAGCUGACCAGCGGACGUGGUUACCGUUUCCUGAUGCUCGUUUUGAUCUGUUGCAAUCUUAUUUUGAAAAUAUAAGCAACAAUACAAAAAGCUUUGAUCUGCUGGUGGAGUAAUUACUAAGACAGCGUAACAAGCUAACAGCUAUGCAUUAGCCUAGCUUACUCUUGCUAGAGCGUUUUCGGUUGUGGAGCUCAGCAGAAUUCAUCAGCAUGGUUUCGAUUUCCAAAAAAUGCAUUCUCUGGAUACUACGUUUGCGCUGAGAAACAUGGUAGUUGUUGCCUUGCUAUCCUCCGUUAGCGACAUUUCUCAACGUGCCAUACAAAAGUGUCAUGUUUACAACCUCUGACACUGUUUAUCUUGACAACACAGCCUGCUACUCACUGUUUAUCACAGGAAAUACCUCGGUAGCUACGCCAGCUAAUGGUUUCUGGUUGUGUGUGUCCCAUAUACGUUUGAUUGCUGUACGUUUUUACUUGAUCGUUCAGUCGUCUGUUAGUGUGAUCUGAGUUGUGGGGAAAGCUGAGGUGAGCUGACACUAACGAUGGAGGCUGUAAGACCAAAGAGGACCAAGGCAAAAACCAGCGGAAAAUCGCAGCUGGUCAGGAAGCAGAAGCAGGCAGAGGAAGAAAAAAGAGCCACAACAACCUCGGCUGCCUGUGAUGAUGCCUCCACCUCAGGCUUCACUGACAUUCCCCUCAGUCUUCCAUAUCAGGGGCUUGAGGAGGAGCAAAAAAACCUAGUUCAACCCUCUGACACCAUUGCACAGACAUCAGACCUGUCCUCUGAGAAACAACAGACCUUGUCCUCACAGGCCUUAUCCACAUCAGUGUUAAGUAAGACUUUACAGCCAACUCUCAGUUUGUUAACAGAGACAUCGCAGGUUAUAGAACAUCUGAAGGAGUCAAAAAAGGAAGAAGAGGAUGGUGGAUUGGCAGCUCAGGUAGCUGAGCUUACAGUUGCACCAUUAACCACUGACCCUGGAAAAGCUGCACAAUCAUGGAGUCAUCCAUGUGUUUCAACACAGUUUGAGGUCCUGAAUGUCCCAAGUGCUCCUGCACUGUACCCAUCUCUUUCUACACUGGAGGAGAGCCCUAUGAUACAGCUCUGUGAGGAAGCUGUGAAGAAUGUUGCAAAAGGACCUGCAGUGUUAGCACUUCCUGAGCAGGAAUCUUCGCCUCCAAGUUUGCAGCCUCUGGAGUCUGUAGCUGAACUUUCUAGAAGCAAGCUGUACCCAGAACUACCCAAGACAACACCAGAAAUUCAACCAUUUUCGCUGGAGCAGCUGAGUGUCUGGGAGCCAGGUGGGGGUUUGCAAGCUUGGUUAGAGGGCGUUGAAGUGUGUGCAGUCCAGUUCUGUGCUCUGGCCCGGCAGGAGAAUCAUGAACUGACUGAAUUGCUGCAGAACUACUGGCGCUGCCGCAGACAGCUGACCCAGUCACACACACAGUUACACACACAGUCCUCUGACUGCAAGAGCACACAAAAUCGUCUGUGGAGCUUCAGAGAUGAACAGCUCACACUUCAGGGAGUGUGUGCAGACCAGUCCAAGGUGUGUGGUUAUCAUCGCUUCCAGCAGGCAGAUUUCAGUCAGUCUGUCCUGGUGGAGCUGAAGAGACUGUUUGAAGCCCGCAGUGAGCUGCUCCAUCAGAAGGUGGCACUACAUGCAUACACUGCUCUGCUGUCACGCCUACAGGUGGAAUCAUACUUGUAUCGUCUACUCAGAGAUUGUUCUGCUAGCCAAACACAGCCUUGUUCUCUUCAACCCCUGAAGGAAGCCAUCAGCGUCCUGUUUAGCUUCACACGUCGAGUCCUUGACGACACUCAGUUCCAGGCAGACAUCCAUCACUGGCUGGAGAGAUUGGUGGCAGUCCUGCUGCAUGUUGGAGGAUCAGGAGAGCACCUGUAUCUGCUGUGCCAUCUUCUGUGCUGUCCUGCUGGGGUGGGAAAGUGGGCUGCACCCUUCCUUCAGAUUCAAGUCUGGGGUAACAGCUCUGGAGUGGCGCAGUUUAUGCAGGCUCUAGCCAUCCUAAUGUCACCUGCCAGACACCGUGCAGAGUUUCUGGGUCAUAUGAAGCCAUGUGAGAGCCAGAGCACAGGAGCUUCUGGACCUGAGUCUGGCAACUGGACAUUAGUGGAUGAAGGCGGAGAGGAGGACGAAGACCCAGAGAGCAGCUGGUUGCUGCUCUGUGAGGAGGAUCUGAUCUCCCUGCUGACCCAGUUCCCGUUCCAGCAGCUCUACUCACACAUGCUGGGGAUGAGCAAGGAGGGUGUGUAUGAGCCCCAGGCCUGCUCCAGUCAGAAGAUGAUGCGUGUGUUUGCAUUUGCUUCCUCUCUCAUUGAAAUUCUGGCUCUUGGUCUACAAACCUACAACAGAUCGCGGUACAGACAGCUAGUCAAACGAAUAGGACACAUCAUGCGAAUGACGGUGUGUUUGGUCAGCGAUCACUGGGCCCAGUAUGUGAGUGUGACUGGUGCUGAUGGAUCCAGUGCUCCUGUACACUCUCUGUCUCUGAACAAACUGCAGCUGGAAUAUGACCAUCUUUUCCUCAGAGCUGUUUUACAUGUACUCAGAAACAAAAGGCUAGGCAUUUGGUUGUUUAUGUCAGAGAUGCCGUAUGCAACUUUGUCCAGCUCUAUGCUGUGGAAGGUCCUUUAUGUGAUGCAGUGUGCAGAGACAGCAGGGCUAGAAACACUCAGCACUGCCAGUGACAUGCACUCCUGCUUUCAAGCUCUCAGAGAACGAGAGCACCAGGAGCGAUUUGAGCAGUGGCUGUGUGAGGUGAACAGCUCUGACGGCAUCUCCCUCCUCACAGCACUUGCACACAUGGCCACUCCAACCCAGCAUUCUGACCCCGCCUUCAUCACUACUAUAACCCUGCUGAUUUACCAGGUAUCAUAUGUGAGUGUGUCUACCAGAGAAACAUACUCUAAGGUAGGGAGGGAGUUGCUGGCUGCCAUAGCAACGGCCCAUCCCUAUGUUAACUCUGUGCUCCUGGAGAGAUUGAGAGAGACCAUACAGACUGUAGGAAUGGUGGCUUUGUACUUGUGUAAAGAGCUGCCUCUGAGUCUGUGGCGGCCACAGCCAGAGGAGGUUUGUGUGAUCGGAGCCUGGCUGCUCCAGCAUCCUUUGUCUGCUGUGGAGAACCGGCUGGCCUGUGUUAUCCUAGAGGGUCUGAACUGGGGUCACACACAGGAUGGUUCUUUGGCCCUGUCUUCCUCUCUUCACAGUCAAGUGGCUCUGCUGGUGGCUGAAGCCUAUCAGAAGUACCUUACUGACAAACCAUACAGUGGCCUCAUAUCCGAGGGAAUCCGACAGGUAUCUUACCUUGCCAAUGUCCUUCGUUUGGGCAUGUCUCCUGAAGCAUCCUUUAGUCAAUGGGCAUGGCAGCUGUUGCUGAGGCUGAAGCUCCAUAGCAAUUCCCAGAACCGUAAAGGAGCAUGGUUGGUGCCUGCUUUGACAUCCAGCCCACCUCCAGAGCUUACACACACUCCGAGCAUGCACUCUGUGCUCAGGGCUGUAAAAGCAGGCAUCCCUAUUGGAUGCUACUUGUCCAUUGCCAUGACACCAGUAGGACACAGUCUGGAACACUUUUGUACUGACGGUAUUGGGUUGUUGAAGAGUCUGAUUCAGUCUCACCAUCUGAGAGCUGCUGUGCAUCUGCUGGAUAACAUCCUACCCCCAACCUACCAUCUCAGCUUCUGCCUACUCAACAACUCACAGUUUGUCAGUUGUAUCCAGUUGUUCUUGCAGUACGACAGUGUGUGUCCUCAAGGUGUGACACAGCAGGUCACUCAUCGGGUAGCACCACUCCUUACAGGAGCCACCUAUGGAGACAAUGUCCGACUAUUAAACAGUGUCAUUCAGAGUCAUGUGGUGGAAAGCUCACAGCCCGGUCGUGUCGGAGCUGCAGCCGUCCUGGAGUUUUGGGUGGGAAUUCUGACACAGCAGAACCUGUGGUACCGAGACAAAACAGUUCUAUUCCUUAUGGAUCAGAUCUGUUGUGCUGCAUUCACACACCACCAGGAGGAGUGUGUGCAGAAACCGCUUUACCAACAGCAUAAGAAUGCCUUGGGUUACCAUGGAGAUCGAGGUCUGCUCUCCUCCCUGGUUGGCUGGAUUGCUGGAAAUGCCACACCCUCCUUCAUCGAGGGCCAAUCACUCAGUGCGGAGGUUUGGUUUGCCUGGCUGGUGCUGAAUAUGGAGGGCUUGUUUGAGGAAGAUUCUCAACUGAGACGCUGUGUUGAGCAAGAGCUCCUGACAGAGCCAAAUAUCUCUCCAGACCAAGCACUAAAGAAGGCGCAGCAGAGGCUGAAGUUGCCGGUAGCCCCGUCUCUACAGAGAUUACAGGUAUAUCGCUGGGCGUGCCAGGCAUUAGCCACACCCCCUGACCAUCCACUCCUUCCUCUGGUCUGGCAGAAGUUUCUGCAGCUCUACCUUAGACAGCCUGGGCCUGAGUAUGGACUGGCUGCAUGUGGUUGUAUCGGGCAAAGAUUCUUCCAGGCUUCAUCUCAGGCUGCUUUACUCAGAGAUCUGAGACAGAGAACACAAGUGGUGUCAGACUUCCACCAUGCUGCCAGUCAGGCCCUCAGGGUGCCCCCACUACACACUCCCUCAUCCGACAGCCAGGGCGACCAAAGUCCCGACAAUCCCUGUCCCCCAUAUCUCACCUCUCCUCAGUUACACACAGAGCUAGUCAGGUUGUUUGGUGUCUUUGCUGUGUGGAUGGAUGACGAGACUCUGCAGAAGCAAGAAGUGUACCUUCCUUCUCUUCCUCCAGAGUAUGAACCACACAGACUGGCACAGGUCAUGCAGCGGCAGCAGGAAAUGUGGCUGGAGUAUGUGGACCAGGAACGUCUGCAGUAUGAUAAGAGGGAAGUUUUAUCUCUGUGGGAGAAGGUGCAGAGUGAGCCAGCCUUCCUGCAGGCCCAGAACCCUGGUUUCACUGAUUACAGCAGCCUAAACAAUGCAAGGGAGCGUAUUCUGUCCAACUUGCAGAAGCAUCCAGUUCCACGUCCAGCUCCAGAGCUGCAGCAGCACAAAGCUCCAGUGGCAGAGGUCCCCGCUGCCUGUCUCAUUGACUCUAAAGCCACUGCCGAAAUGCUGCAGCAGGACCUCAGCAUUCUGCAAGACCAGGCCAGGAUUGCAGUGGCACGUGAAGCCCAGCAGGUGGCAUUGGAGCAGGAGCUGCUGGAGAGUCUUCCUCUACUGUAUAAAAACCGACCAGAGCAAGUUACUAUGGCCCUGGAGUGUAAAGGGAAGGGAGGGCAGCCAUGCCAGGGACCUGCCAAUAUCACUGUCACAUGUGAGCGUGUCCAGAGACAGGAGGAUAUGCAGACUCAGAUUACAAUACUGCGCAGGGACCUCAAGAAGCUCCAGACCGAUGCCAUGGCUCCUCCACUUCAAAGUCUGGCUCAGGCUGCUGUCCACACUGAGAACUUUAUCACGGCUCUGGUGAAUAUGUACAAGGCAGAGAAAUCGCCGGCAGUGCAGCAUGUUGGGGUCUCAGCCUUUUACCAGGUGGUCUCCUUUGUGUGUGAAGACACUUUGCGACACCCCCCAACACGCCAGUACCUCUCUUCCUGUGUGGAGAUACUGGGACAGGUGUUUAUCCAGGGCAACGCAGAGGAGUGCUGUCAUGUCCUGAAGACCAUCCUGGAGCAGAGGCUUCUUUGUCCUCUGAUUUCCCCCUUCUUCACUCCCAACGCAGCACCCAAUCAGCUCGUCUUCCUCUACCGUGAUGUUGUGACAUCUCUACAACCUGACAGCGCUGAUGUCAUUUUCAUGCUACUCACUAAGUUUGAUUUGUCCCAGUGGCUGAAUGAAGCACAUCCGAGGUUUUCGGAGCGAACCAGUUUGCUGGAACUGGUCCACAGUGCUCUCUGCGUCUGCGGCCGAGACCCCGAGCCUGAACUUCUCACGCCUUUUCACCUUUUCACCAAACACUGGACCUGGCUUUUAUGCCACCACUUUCCUGACCACUAUAGCGACUGCCUGCGUCUACUUAUGACCAGCUCGUCAAACCAGUUACUGAGUCCAGAGUGCUGGAGGGUCACCCUGCGAGAGCUUGGCUGCCUACCUCCAAACUGCAGCACCAAGAGCAAAGCUGAACAAACCCUCAGCACUAUUGAUGUCCUCAGCCGUGCUGCCGGAGCCCCAGCCUCUCCUUAUAGAUCGCCCAUCAGCCUCUCUCCUCAGCAGGUGGAUGAGACAGUUGACUGGCUGAGUGAUUACUUCCUGCGUAGUCGACUCAGUAAGCAAGACCUCCGCAGCUUCGGCCUCUACUCUGCCUGGACUCCCUAUAUCAGUGAGGUUGUUUCCUUCUGGGACCAUUUGAUUGGUUGUCUGAUCAACGUGCAUUUCAGCAGCUGUGCCAGAGAAUCAGUGGGCAGCAGGAAAGUUGUUAGAGCUCUGCAGGACCUACACAGUAAGAUUGUGAAAUUAUUUAAGCCUUGGAUCUUUCCUGUGGAUACUGAUGAUGGCGGUCUCAAGUGUUAUCCCUGGCUGGAGACUGAUGCGAGUGCAGCAGGAUGUCUGGUUGGACUCUAUGCUCAGCACACUGACAGACUGCACCACAAAUUCAGAGAUCGUCUGCUCCCAGGUCAGAGAGGGGCUCUGUGGCUGUGUAUGAUGCAGUACUGUGAGAGCUGCACCUCCCCCCGUACACCUGAGUACCUUCUCUACCUGUACCACACACAGCUCCGCAGCCUGCCCUGGAGUCACCUGCACCCUGACACUCAGCUCAUGGAGCAGCUAUUCAGUGUGGAGAGAGGUAGCCCCAAGAGCUGCUUCCUUUUUCUUGGAGAGGUGUUAUGUGAAGUGAACUGGGUCAGCAUCCUAAGUGACCACUUACAGACACCUCCGACGUCUACGACACAUCCAGCUCUACCGGACACUGGUACUCAGAAGGAGUCACACACCAUGUUGGUCUAUCUGCUGUACAUGCUAGUUCUUCUGGCAAAGGAAGAACAACUCCUGAGUCAGCAGGACUCCCCUCUGCUCAGUCUUCUAGUGCAGUCAGCCUCUCUACCCUGGCAUCAACUGGACCUGUCCUCAUACCAGCAGAUUCUGGGAUAUGUUAGCACCCAUUACCCUCCCUCUUUGCUGCUCAGUGCUGAUUCUGUGCCUCAGCUGCUGCUGAAAUCACUGCGCAGUGCUGCAGGGCUCCACCCCCGUCCUAACGAAGCCCCGCAUCAGGAGGAGACGCUGAAGGCUGGAAUGUAUAUAUGCUGGUAUGUGCAGUCUUUGGUAACUCUGGAACAAGGAGGCAGCAUCAGCCUCAGCAGCCUGGAGGCUCAGCUGGAGACACUUCUAGAGAGUGUCGUCACAUUCAGCCCACCAGAGGCAGGUUUGGAGCAGAGGCACAUGGCAUUUUGCAGGCUCUUCAGUGAUGCUCUGACUUUGCUCAACAGAGUGGGAGUCUCAACUGGUGAGGCACUUGCUGCUUAUGUCAUCACCUGGCUAGACAGGAAGGGGAGGGGCUUUCCUAUCCUACCUCUUCUUACAGCUUGCUCUUGCUGUCUUGCUUCGGUGAGGCAUAUGACUCGCAUCAUGGAGGCAUGCAUCACAGCGUACUUCAACCAUGCUGAGGAGGAGCCUGUAGGGUGGGGUCCUGUGUUGGCAUCGCUGCAGGUGCCUGAGCUGACAGUGGAUGACUUUCUCUCUGAGAGCCAAUCAGGAGGCAGCUUCCUGACACUGUAUGCCUUCAUCCUGCAGCGUCUUAACACUGAAUAUACAGCAGUCAAUGAGAGGAGGAUACUGGCUUUAAUUAACACAUGGACCAGUCAGGUCUUUCCCAGUGGUCCAGGUGAUGAAGCCAAGCUGUUUCUUUGGUGGCACAAAGCACUGAAUCUGUCAGCCGAACAGCUACAACCACAAGCAGGCCAGACAGAAGUGUCAGGAGUUGUCAUGAGUUUGUUGAAGUUGCAAACCAGGCUGAUUCAGCUGGGAGAAGAAAGGCUGAACUCUGGACUGCUGGGAGCUAUAGGUCUGGGGAAGAGGUCACCUGUUUCAAAUAAGUUCAGGGUGGUGGUACGGAGUCUGGUAGCAUUUCUGUCAGUCCAGGUAUCGUCAGAGACAGAGCUUCGCCUUCAACCCACCACUGACUUGCAGCUUUCUGCAAAAGCACAGCAAAUGUUGGGGAUGCUGGAGGCCCUGCCCAGCAAUAAGCAUUAUGCUGAGUUAGGGGACCCUGUGAGGAAGGCUGUCCAGUUCAUCCGCUACCCAGGACACUGUCUCAGAGAUGCACCCCGACUUCUGGCCCUGCUAGCCAACCUCCUGUACCCUGACCUCAGAUACCUACACAUUAUCCGUUAAUCUUGACUUAAUGUGACCCUCAUGCUGGAGACUGGGAGGAUGUUACACGUCAGUGGCAAAUACAGUGACAUUAAAUAACUUCUGUACAGACUAAAUCUUGCUAGAGCACAAAGUUUCCAAGUAAUUGCACAGGUACUGAAUUGCUUUUGCUACUUAAUCAGCAAGAGCUCCACAUCUUUAUCAGAGAGGGCUUUGUGUGACACAGACUGACUGUGCGACAGAGCUCACUGUACAUGAAAUACCUUUUGACUGGUAAUGUACAAUGAAGGAUCAUAAAACCAGUCAGAAGCAUAAAAACCUAAUGAUCUGACCUUUUCUUGCACUUUGCUUUCUUCUCUCAUGUCCAUGCCUUGUUGCUUUUUUAUUUACCUGCUCUUGAGUGGACGUUGCACAUGCAGUAUUUAUUGAAGCAUAAUUCAUUGAUUACAUUGCAACACUGGCCUUCAGAUGUGAGUUUCACACGUGCAUGUGGAAUCUAACAGAAAAACAUUGAAAGGCCAGACCUUAAAAUGGGGUUGUGGAACAUGGCAAGAGAGCUAGUAGAUUGGCUUCAUUGCCUGACACAGCACAUAAGGUUUGCAGAUGAUGCUAGCGUCUAGCGUACUCUACACAUACAGGUGCCAGUACAUAUACAUUCAUACAGAAGCAGUAUGAAGUGAUUGUGUUUAGUAACAGAACAUUUGCCGGUAUUAUGUCUUGUCCCGGGCAGCGUGGUGACGCAGUGGUUAGCACUGUCACCUCACCACAAUAAGGUUCUGAGUUCAAGCCCCCUGCCAACCUGGGGCCUCUCUGUGCAGUUUGCAUGUUCUCCCUGUGCCUGUGUGGGUUCUCUCCGGAUACCAUGGCUUCCUCCCACAGU